AUGGCUUCCGCCCCCCGCGUCGCGAGAUUAUGCGCCGCCGCCUGCCGACGAACGGCGCCGCAAUUGGUCCGCCGCAGCCGUGUGAUGAGCAUGGCCGGCACGAGGGCCACCACGGCCGCCGCCUUUAGCACGAGUUCGAUGCGCGCCGCGGAGCGCGACUUUGACGGCGAAGAAGGCGGCGAGAGCACCCCCGUCGAGCUGAGACAGCUCGACAAGGCCUUCCUGGACCGCGCCACCCCCGAGGGCCUGCAGCAGCUCGACCAGCUCGCCAAGCUCAACGGCCACAACAGCAUCGAGGCGUAUCUCGACGACAAGCUGCGCUACACACCGGGCUUCUCGACGCAGGACAGGCUGCUCACCGACGAGCUGGUGCGGGAGGACUCUGGGGGCAAGCCGGACCGCAAGGCGUUUUGGUACGACGAGGACGACCCGGACACGUUUACCGAGGAGCACGACGAGUUCAACGAGGACGACAUGAUGUCCAUGGCGCACAACAAGCUGGACGAGGUCCGCGAGAUGCGACACUAUACGAGACUGGCCGUCUGGGAGAUGCCUCUUCUGUCCAAACUCGCCAAGCCCUUUGAGGUUCCUAAAGCCGACCAGGUCCUGCGAUGGCGAUACACGACAUAUAUGGGCGAGGCGCACCCGGCCGAGAGCAAGGUUGUGGUGCAGUUUGCGCCGGCGGACCUGGGGCUGACGGACGUGCAGACGUCCAAGCUGCGUAAGCUGGUGGGCGCGCGCCUCAACCCCGAGACGGAUGUGGUCAAGAUGGGCUGCGGGCGCUACGAGCACCAGGCGCAGAACAAGCAGUACCUGCAGCAGCUGGUGGGCACGCUCAUCGCCGAGGCCAAGGACCCGCGGGACACCUUUGAGGACGUGGCCCUCGACACGCGCCACUUUUACCGCGCGACCAAGGCCGGCGGCAAGAGGCUGCAGAAGAACAAGCCCAAGUUCCCGCCGGAGUGGCGCAUGACGCCGCAGCGCAGGGAGCAGCUGACGGAGCAGCGUGCGCAGGUCGCCCGCGCCGAGGCGCAGCGCCUGGAGCAGGGCACCGUGGUUGAUGGCCAGCAGAAGGUCGAUGGGUACCUGAUGCAGAGGCUGCUGGAGGAGCAGCAAAAGGCGGCGGCCGAGCCGCUGCCUGUGCCGGUGGGCCGUGGACCUGCUCGCGCGAGAAGAUGA
Molecule: messenger RNA, 1179 nt
Organism: Akanthomyces muscarius
Lineage: Eukaryota; Fungi; Ascomycota; Sordariomycetes; Hypocreales; Cordycipitaceae
Exons: 2
Coding region: 1-1179 (392 amino acids)
Biological process (GO): mitochondrial translation
Cellular component (GO): mitochondrial small ribosomal subunit
Molecular function (GO): structural constituent of ribosome
Source: RefSeq, a predicted model, not a curated record